AUGGUGAGAAUGCGGCCGCAGCCCCCCAUUUUUGAAUUCACCAAACAAUUGAAAGUUAUUGUCAAUUUGAAACAAUACUCGGUUGCCCUCAAACUGUUCGACGAAAUGCGUGAACUGGGUGCCCCUGUAAAUGAGUACACAAUGACCAUCUUGAUUAAUUGUUGUUGCCUUUUGAAACGUGUAGACGUUGGUUUUGCUAUCUUCGGCGUCUUCUUUAAACACGGUUACGAGCCAGAUGUUACGACAUUCACCGCUCUCCUAAAAGGGCUCUUUUUAAAUGGUAAGGUGGCCGAGGCGGAGAAAUUGUUCAAGAAGCUUUUGACUUCGAAAAUUUGCGAGCCUAACGAAGUUACGAUUCUUACUGUGAUAGAUGGGCUCUGCAAAACUGGACAUGUUCUUGCUGCCCAUGAUUUGCUUUUCUUAUUGGAAAAGACUAUUUAUAAACCCAAUGUUAAGGCUUAUAAUGCGGUAAUUAAUGGCUUAUGCAAGACUGAAAUGGUGGAUAAUGCACUCGAGCUCAAGUCUAGAAUGGUUGAUAAGGGCAUUUCACCUGACGUUGUCACAUAUAACUCCAUGAUUCAGGGCUUGUGCGAUUUUGGUAGAUGGAAAGAGGUCAAAGACUUACUGAAUGAAAUGGUGAAUCACAAGAUUCCGUUAGAUGUUGUUACUUUUACUGUAUUGGUGGACGCAUUUUGCAAGGAAGGAAAUAUUAAAGAGGCUGAGGAUGGAAAAUGGAAAAGGCGAAACAAGUAUUUGAUUCUGCCUUAA
This is a messenger RNA of Erythranthe guttata (spotted monkey flower), 768 nucleotides long. The record is from RefSeq and is a predicted model, not a curated record. Lineage: Eukaryota; Viridiplantae; Streptophyta; Magnoliopsida; Lamiales; Phrymaceae.